Pyrus x bretschneideri (Chinese white pear) is the source of this 1318-nucleotide messenger RNA. Its product is annotated as ethylene-response factor C3-like. Gene Ontology annotation, molecular function: DNA binding; DNA-binding transcription factor activity. Bases 320 to 1075 code for a protein of 251 amino acids. The record is from RefSeq and is a predicted model, not a curated record. Gene Ontology annotation, biological process: regulation of DNA-templated transcription; ethylene-activated signaling pathway. The transcript has a single exon. Lineage: Eukaryota; Viridiplantae; Streptophyta; Magnoliopsida; Rosales; Rosaceae.
CCCCGCCGCCGGGCCUUAUUUGACCCACGUGCCUAAAAGCACAGUCCUUGCUAUAAACAAGGAACAUUAAGCUUCACUGGAUUUUGGUGGACAAUCCUAAAACAUCCUCCUUGACCGUAACUAGUACCUUUCAUUGCUUAAUCUAAUCAUUUAUAUUAUUCUAAUAUCUGCCUUGUCUUUUAGUCCAAAAUUCAAAAAACCUUCCUGUUUUUCUUCUAGUAUAUAUAGGGCCUUUUUGGUAACAAAGAAACAACCACACCUCAAGGAAAAGAAGAAAAAAAAAAUCACAAAUUUAAACACCCUUUCAAUACCAACCCACAUGGAAAUGGAGUCUGCUUUCUUCCAUUUUUCAAGUCCAGACUUCUCAUCAGAUUCCUCCUUUGGUUCACUACACUCCUUUUCAUGGGGUGAUGAAUCACUACUACUUCCUUUCAAUAGCCACGAGUUAAUGAAUUUUCCACCAUUUAACAUCAACGACUCCCAAGACAUGUUGCUCUACGAUGUGGUGGCCAGAGGCGCAAAACAGACAUUAGUUGCACGGAACGAGGCGAAUAGCUUCAAUGGGGUUAAAGAACAGGAGGUGACUUCAGCCAACAACCAAACCCUAGAAGAAAAAUCCACAAAAGAAAAGGCUUAUAGAGGGGUGAGGAGAAGGCCUUGGGGAAAAUAUGCAGCAGAAAUAAGAGACUCCACAAGGCAUGGGAUUAGGGUUUGGCUCGGCACAUUCGAUAGUGCUGAGGCAGCUGCUUUAGCUUAUGACCAAGCUGCAUUUGCACUGAGAGGUUCUUUGGCUGUGCUUAAUUUUCCAGCACAAGUUGUCCAAGAUUCUCUUCAAGAAAUCAAGUAUAGACACGAUGAAGCGUGCUCACCUGUUAUCGCACUCAAGAGGAGGCACUCCAUGAAAAGAAAGUCGAUGCACAAAAAGGGUAAUAAACCAAGCCAAUGUACGGAUCAAAGAAAAGUACAGGAGGUUUUGCCACAAAAUGUGAUGGUAUUAGAGGAUUUGGGCGUUGAGUAUUUGGAAGAACUUUUGGACAUAAGCUCGUGUGGAAGUAAUCAUUGGAGUCCGCAGUAAAAGAUAAAUCAUAAUGUUCAUCUUUCAGAUAUCUAUUUUUAUGUUUUGUUUAAUUAAAUAUUAAGUUAACUUUUCUUUCCUUUACCUUUAACCUUCUUUUUUUUACCUCGUCAGUUGACCUACGGAUCAAAGGUUCUAGUUGAGAGUUGAGGGGUCAUGGUGCAGCUUGGAUCUAGGGCCUUUGUGAAUUCUGUUAAUUAAUUCCCACUUCUUUGUAAUGUUGAAAGAGAUGGAAUGUACACA